Schizophyllum commune H4-8 is the source of this 1563-nucleotide messenger RNA. RefSeq lists its product as uncharacterized. Bases 1 to 1563 code for a protein of 520 amino acids. Lineage: Eukaryota; Fungi; Basidiomycota; Agaricomycetes; Agaricales; Schizophyllaceae. The transcript is spliced from 4 exons. The record is from RefSeq and is a predicted model, not a curated record.
AUGAAUGUUUCAUUACAGACUCGUCGGCGUCGCAGCUUUCCGUCGUCCCGAAAGUCUACAGCUAUCCCCGUAAACGAAGGCUCUAUCUCAAUUGUCAACCAUCUCAUCUCCGAUAGACCAGCAAGUCUGCCGGCAAAGCCUCCAGAAAUCUGCACACAGAGGUAUGCGAGUCAGGUCAGUGAACCGCUCGCGGCACUAGAUAAUGUCCAGAUCGUGGAAGAAAUGCCCGACCUCCGGUCCGUGGACUCCUUCGGCAGAAAACGCAAGACCAUAGCCCAUUCGCCUUCACAGGCUGGCCAGGAUAGCCCCUUCUCAGUAGAUCUUUCCCCGAUUAUCGAAGAUAUUGCAUUGUUUCCGCCGUUAAUGGCAAUUCCUCAGCCCGCAGUUCCGCCCAAGUCUGGCCUGCGCCGCGUCACACCUCGUGCCAAUGAUAGCCCGGAAUCACAGGACGAAGACCUCUUGCACGAAGACCCUAGCAUCCCAGCCCUUCUCUUGACCUUUCCGACGCCAGAAUUACCGCACUCACCUAUUCUGGCACCUCAGCUUCCCUUCAGGCUCCCUUACGAAGAUGACAUCCGUCCCGACUCACAGGCACUUGCUCUCGAUGACAAGCAUUCCCUCGCUCACGGCAACUCCGUCCACUCUGAAUGUCGAGACGAAACAGCAAACCUUUCUCCGCAACAAAGCAUUUCCCAGAAUAUCUCGCCGCCCUCGCCUCUUAAUGUUUCAGGGCGGAUCAGCCCUCAAGAUUCCCUGCUGGAGGAAAUCGUCAGCGACUUGAUCCAUCGACAUGCACCGAACGAUUCUCCAGGCUCUCGCCAUCUCCUGUCUCCAUCCUCUGCCCCUCCGUCUCCUCCUCGCUGUACAUACUGCGGCUUCGGCUUCGGAUACUCUCUCGCUCUCGCCGACAUGUCCUCAGCCUCAGUCAAUCGCUCUCGCACCUCUCUCGACGUCAAACGCUCGUCCUCUCGCAGCAACCUCGCCGGUCCCGGCAAUCGUCUCUACGCGUCUUCAUCGUCCAUCGCCUCCUUCAAUAGCGCCGCGAGCUCUGUCGUGCCCCUCAAAACGGAACCCUGCGACCUGUGUGCUCCGCAGUGGUCAGCUUGCAAGGACUGGUACGCGGUGCGCGGUCGGCGCCUGCGAGACCCGGCAAGCCAGAACGCGAAAACCCGAACCAUGGAGAAGAAGUCCAGGUGGAGGUGGGAGGGAAAGAAGGGGAAGCCUGCGGUGGACCAGGCGAGCGUUGAGCAUAAGAGCCAGUGGUUCUCGGACAGCAUGAAGAAGAGCCGCUCGGUCAACGAGUUUGGCGUCAUGCGUCGUCCUUGGGGAAGCGCUGGGCAGUCAGCACCGGCGGCGUCGGGUAGGGUCGACCAUGGCGCUACGCAGGGUGGCAAUCUCAGUGUCAGCGGGCCGGGUGACGUCGGGCGUUCGGCGUCGAUGGACUUCAAGAAGACGCAGAGGACCUCUGCACAAUCAGAUGCGUCUGUCCUUCGCCGCAUUCGCCGUUUGUUUAUUACCGAGUCUCGGUCGUCGAAGCCGAGUGGGGGAUCGCCCCCACCGUAA